Molecule: messenger RNA, 8783 nt
Organism: Dermochelys coriacea (leatherback sea turtle)
Lineage: Eukaryota; Metazoa; Chordata; Testudines; Dermochelyidae
Gene: COL25A1
Product: collagen type XXV alpha 1 chain
Exons: 38
Coding region: 807-2825 (672 amino acids)
Source: RefSeq, a predicted model, not a curated record
UGGGUGAGGGGCUGGGCGACCUCCCCUCGGACUAGGUGAAUAAAUUAUGUUAAUGAGGCCCGGGAGGUUCUGUCGGGGGCUUGGAGGCGGCGUGCAGCAGGAGCUGUGGCCAGUACGGAGGGAAGAGCGGGAGAGGGGAAGCCGCCGCCGCCGCUCUGUGCUACUGACACACAUACAGCGUGCGGGAUAUUCGGGGCUCUCACACCCACAGACGGGGGGCUGCGGAGCCGCGGGGCUGCAGCCACUUGCUGGGUUCCCCCCUCGCUGUGCCGUGCUGCGGCUCUUGAACUGAACCUCGUCUUAGGGGGCGAGCCGGGUGGAGGGGAGAAAGGGAAGCAACAAGUCCGCCCGCUCCAUCUCCGGGAGGGCGCCCCGUUACACCCCCCCCCCAUCUCCUCCCCAUGCACCUGAAAUCUCGCUGACAAGUGGCAGGCGUUUGCAGGCGCCGCUCUUGGGAUACUUCGCAAAGGUGUUUCUCCAGGCGGGUGGGGAGCCUGAAACACUCCCCCCCCCCCCCAAAAAACACCCCACCCCGCUGCUUUGUUUUUGCCCGGCAGGUUUUUUGGGUCUCGCCCUCUCUCCCGCUGGAUGGUUGGUUUUUGAUCCCUCCCGGGGUGCCUUGAUGAGGCUGGCAAUGAAGGCUUUGCUGCGUGCUCUCUCCUGGCAUUGAAAGCGUGUAACCCAUUUCUGGGCUCUUGCUUUAUUUUUUCAGCUGUUUUUUGCCUCUGUAAACUAGUUGCCCCCACCGGGGGGAAGGGGAAGGGGGAGGGCGAGGAAGAACUGCUACAUCUGCAGGGUGGAAAAGCAUGUUGGGGAAAAGCCAAGAAGCCAAAGGGCAGGAUGGCAACGGGGAGCCGAGCUGCCUUGGGGGACAGCGCUGCUGCCUUAGCUGGACUCUGCCCUCCAGUUCGCUGCUGGCUGCUUUCCUGUCAGUGGUGGCUGUAGCCUCCUGUGUGUAUCUGGGGGUGAAGACCAGUGAUCUACAUGCGAGGGUCUCUGCCAUCGAGAGCGCCCAAGGGGACUUCUCUGCUGCUGCGGCUUCUUACCAGCUGCUGCCCGGCUUCUCCCUGGAUCAACUAAAUUCAAUGAUGCAAGAAAAAGUGGAGCGACUUCUAGCUCAGAAAUCCUACGAGCAUUUGGCAAAAAUAAGAAUAGCAAGAGAAGCGCCUCCCGAGUGCAACUGCCCAGCAGGCCCUCCAGGGAAACGAGGUAAGAGGGGCAGAAGAGGAGAGACUGGACCUCCUGGUCAACCUGGUCCUCAAGGCCCUCCUGGUCCAAAAGGUGAGAAGGGAGAUCAAGGUGAUCAGGGCCCUCGGAUGGUGUUUCCUAAAAUCAAUCAUGGGUUUCUCUCUGCUGAUCAGCAGCUCAUUAAACGCCGCCUCAUUAAGGGUGACCAAGGACAAGCUGGACCCCCUGGUCCUCCAGGGCCACCAGGACCCAGAGGUCCUCCAGGAGACACUGGCAAAGAUGGCCCCCGAGGAAUGCCUGGAGUACCGGGAGAGCCAGGAAAUCCAGGUGAACAAGGGUUGAUGGGGCCUCAGGGACCUCCAGGACAAAAGGGUUCUGUUGGAGUGUCUGGUGUUCCAGGAAUAGAUGGACAUAUGGGUGAGCCAGGCUUGCCUGGUGAAGUGGGAGAAAGCGGAGCACCAGGGCUUAAGGGUGACCCUGGAGAACAAGGAGAAAAGGGUGCUACUGGAGAAAACGGACCCAAAGGUGACAUGGGUGAAAAGGGUGAUCCUGGAUCUUCUGCUGCAGGAAUUAAGGGAGAACCUGGAGAAUCUGGUCGGCCAGGACAAAAGGGUGAACCAGGUCUUCCUGGGCUUCCUGGACUCCCUGGGAUAAAGGGUGAACCAGGUUUCAUUGGUCCACAGGGAGAACCUGGAUUACCAGGGUUACCAGGAACAAAGGGUGAAAGAGGAGAAGCAGGGCCUCCUGGAAAGGGUGAGCGAGGUGAACCUGGAGUUCCUGGGCCAAAGGGGAAAUCAGGCGAAUCUGGAACUAGAGGCCCAAAGGGGUCAAAGGGUGAUCCUGGAGACAAAGGUGAUUCAGGAGCAAUAGGUCCUAGGGGCCCGCCUGGACAAAAGGGAGAUCAAGGUGCAACAGAGAUAAUUGACUACAAUGGCAAUAUCCAUGAAGCUCUGCAGAGGAUUACCACCCUAACUGUCACGGGUCCACCAGGGCCACCCGGACCUCAAGGAGCACAAGGACCAAAGGGUGAACCAGGAUCCCAAGGAACUCCAGGAGCUGAAGGGGAGCAGGGUCCUAAAGGCUCAAAGGGGGACGUGGGUGAGUCUGGCAUGCCAGGAGAAAAGGGAGGAAUUGGACUCCCAGGCUUACCAGGAGCCAAUGGUAUGAAAGGAGAAAAAGGAGAUGUUGGUUUGCCUGGUCCUCAAGGUCCUUCUAUCAUAGGACCCUCAGGACCACCAGGGCCGCAUGGGUCACCAGGCCCUAUGGGACCCCAUGGACUGCCUGGCCCAAAGGGAGCAUCUGGCUUAGACGGAAAGCCAGGACCCCGGGGUAUGGAUGGCCCAGUCGGUCCACAUGGCCCAGCAGGUCCUAAAGGAGAUCGAGGUGAAAAGGGAGCUGUUGGUGACCCUGGACCCAGAGGACCAUAUGGUUUGCCUGGCAAAGAUGGCGAGCCUGGCCUUGAUGGUUUCCCUGGUCCUCGUGGAGAAAAGGGUGACCUAGGCGAAAAGGGAGAAAAGGGAUUCCGUGGAAUUAAGGGGGAAAAAGGGGAGCCAGGCCAGCCAGGCCUGGAUGGGCUGGAUGCCCCUUGCCAAUUGGGGCCGGAUGGAUUACCAAUGCCUGGCUGUUGGCAAAAGUGAUGAAUCUAACCUUAGAAGCAUGAAGUUGUGUAUAAUACUCCACUUUUUGUAUUUAUAGUUGAAAACAGAAAUUUUAUUUUACAAGUCUGAGAUAUGUUUACAUGUAGCUGCUUUUACUUGUUUGCAGUAGUCCAUGUGUACAUUUUCUUCACUUACAUCUGCAGUUAGACAAUAUAUAUAACCACAGGAGAAAUCUGCAAAAAUAAAGAUUAGUCUCUCUAUAGAGAUAUCUAUACAGAGAUAAAUCAUGGAGAUUUAGUUUUUUCUGCAAGUUCUCUUAUUUUUGGCUUGUGGACCUGCAUGGACAAUGAGUGCCAUUAACUAGUUUACAUGAAAUUGUGACCAAAUAUGAGCUAAAUGCUAUGAAAUGCACUGUACCAACUGUCAUUGGAAUUUAAUGACUUUGCUUCUAUGUUCAUCUUAAACACUAUCACUGAUUCAUGCCAUCAUCCCUGCUUGUACAGACUAAAAAAAAAAGCAUGAAUUGUGUGCCAAACCUGCUUGUUGUGUGAUCACUCCACAUGCUAAAUGGCUGCUCACUGUGACCUUUGAUCCAAACUUCUGAAUUAUUUCCUUUUGUUAUCUCAAGGGAGUCACACCGUGGCUUAUUGCCAAAAAGAGAUAAAGGAGAGGAGAUUAGAAAAAGGUCUUGAAUUUUUGGGGAACACAGUUCCAACUGCAGGUGGAUGGCUUCCAGUUGUGUGGGUCAUGUGACACCCCCCCUUGGUCAAAAAGGGGUCAUGCCUGUUGAUCAGCAUUGGUUUUUCUUGCACUGCUCACUGUCACGAAGACAUUCAAGAUAGAUGGGUUUAGAUGCCAAGUGCUGUCAGCUGUUUAACCAAGAAGGAAAGAAGUUUGAAGGAGAAACCAGACUUCCUCUGUUGGCAGUUUGAAAAGGUUGAAAAGAUGCCAAGUGGAUCGUUUGACCGCAGGCCCCAUUUGAGAUUAGAAAUUUCUCAGUCUGAUUCAAGGAUUGACACAAUAUGUGCACCACAUAUUGUAUUUUUGGGUUGCUAAAGGAAAGCAUUUCUUGGCAAUGGGGAGUCUUAGAACACUCUCCUAUGGACUAAUGAAACUGAUGGGAUCUAUAUGUACUGUAGUGUGUGUUUUGGAUUAUCCAAUUUAAAUUACACAACUCUUGUAUUUUGUGGGGGGGAAAUGAAACAAAAUUAACCAUAGCUAACUUGCAGAAGAUUAAUUUCAGUAGCUUCUUUCAGAUUUGUUGUGACAAAUAUUUAGGCUUUGAAGGAAGUACUUCACAUCAUGUGUUCCUCUUGUUUCAGUAUUAUCUAUUUUUAGAGUCUUUGAAGCCUUUAAAUUGGAAAAAAAAGUUAUUUCAUUUUACUUUCAUAAGCUGAUUUAUUCACAUAGUUCUUUUUCUGCAAUUGCAAUGAUUUUGCUGAACAUGGUUACCCAAAUAACGUAGAAAACGAGUGAGCCCAAGUGAUUGUCAAGAUAUGGUAGUCACAAUACACUCUAUCAGGUGUAAUUAUUUUUCCAUUUCUGAUCAAGUGACUAGUACACAAAAGAAGCAGAGACUGUUUUGUUUCGCUGCAUUUUGAUUACUGAAAACAUUAAAUUGGUGCAUAGUUUGUAGUUUGAGCCUCCCUGAAAAUUUGUUUGUUUCAGUUACAGUUUGGAGUCUUCAUAUGGUAUAUUUGUGGUCAGAUUAAGAGAUUAAUUUGCAUGAAACAAUUCUGUAUUUGGUAGAUGCAAAUCUUUUUUAGAUCUAUUCAAAUAAUUGUGCAUAUUGAGAUGAUCACAAACUUUUAAUAUACAUGUCUGAGAGGUCAUUUUAUAGGCAGACCAAAAACAGAGUUGCAGAAAAAGAGUAUUUCUCCGUCAAUGUGUAUGCACCCUGCCAUUCCUGGAAAUAUACAUAAUUUGCUGCUCAGGGGGUUUGUAGAUCAUCUGGAAGUGGGGACCUAUCAUGAUUUCACUCUAAAGUGGAUAGUUACUGCUACGUUAGAAUCUCAAAUCACUAGAACCCACACUGUAGGCAUUUCUUUCAUUCUGCAUAAUAUUUUUAUUGCCAUUUCAAUAUAUCAAAACCAUGUCAAGAAAAUAGCUUUUCAAGGAAAGAGAGUUAUUCAUUUUUUUACAUCUAUAAAGAUGACUUCUUUCAUAAGUCUCCAUUUUAGUAUCCUAGAGAAGGCCUGCUUCCAGGUGCAAUUGUUUUUUAAAAGGCCCACUGAUGCUUUGCUAGAAAUGGAUGGUUUACUCUAUUUAAAAAGUAGUAACAACCACCACCAACAGCUUGAUCUUGCAACCCUUGCACAGGCUUGUUAUGUACUGUUGUAGGUCAGAGUGUUACAGUAUGGAAGUUUCACCCAUGAAGGGGAUUACAGGAUCAGGGCAAAAGCAGCAUUCCACCCUGCCACCUCCAAGUUUUAUUCUGGUUUCUUGGGAAACCUUCAGGCUGUCCUCUGAACAGGAGAGAAUCCUGCUGUCCAUGUCCUAAAAUGACACAUAAUGACUAAGUGCAUUAUGCAUAUGCGGACUGGAAGUAUCAUCUUUCUGUAGCACACCAAUUUUUGGGAACCACUCAGAAGCAAGUUAUUGGACUAGGUGGUCUAUUGUCCAGUGCAGUAUGGUAAUUCCUAUCUUCUAAUGAGAAAAAUUGCCCAGUUAGCUAAGACAUUAAGAUAAAAGGUAAUAAUAGUAUGGAGUCCGCUAGUUUUAGUGAAAAAAAUCAGGAUACGUACAUGUUCUCCCUAACAUUCUAUGGUUGCAGAAUAAAUGAGGAAGGUUACUAUAGUGUUAGCAUGCUGAAUAUGGUAGCAAAAACUUGGAAUUGCCCAUGGAAGUGAGUCAUUUUAAGGAGUUAGCACCAAGCUAAACCACUAUUAAAUGUGUGCUGUCCCUUAUCACCACAAUAUUUUUUGCUGUACCUGAUUUGACAUCAACUUUAUAAAUCCUAUUUUGUAAACAAGAAAAGCAUGAGCCUUAGUUCCUAUACUUAUGUUGAGGCUUACAAUCACUAAUGUGGAAUAUCACAGUACAUAUAGUUCUGGUCAUAGUACUUGGUGACUUAAACACAGGGCAAAAUUCAGCUCUGGUGUAAGUGUGCGACAGUCAGUAACACAAUGACCCACAGAAUACAUAUAUAUGUAAACUUAAAAACAAAAAUAAGUAACAUAAAUUCCUUAUUUUUGCUCCCUCCAGGUAAGAAUCUGUCUGUUAACGGGUGUCUUGGAUUUUGGCUAAUGUCAGGAAAGGAUUAUUCCACUGAAAUGACAGGGUCUCAUUAGUAGACAUGCAGUGUUAUCAAUAUAACCAGUCAGAUUAGAACAGUAAUAUCUACAUAUUAAGUGGUAAUGAAAAGGCACCUACAGCAUGCAAAGUGGGGGGGGGGGGGGAAAUCGAGAAAAGGUUGAUAUGUAGUAUAGACAAAAUAGCUCAAGUUGAAUAUUUCAUAAUGAAAAGCACCCUCUGAAGACUUGCAACAUAUUUGUUUAGUUUAAAGACAAUUGGUUUUGGUGCUAUUACCGGUAUAUCAUUGUUUUUCUUUGGCAUUGCAGCGUUGGUUUGAACCACCUGUUUUUAUUAUUACAUUUUUAGUGGCAUUCCUCAUUUGCUUUGUUUAAUUUUGUGAAUAUGCAGAAACAGUGGUUCAUCUACCAACCUUUUCAGUUGUAAAAAUGUGUAGAGGAUAUGAAUUUACUUAGGUUUUGUAUCCUUCACUUUGUUUUGUGAUUAUUUCUUGUUCCUUUGUUUAGGAUUUUCAGUAUUUGUUUGGUACCAAUUUUCUUAUGUAUCUUUAACUUAAGUGUAGUGCAGUCACAUUGAACAGUGGCCUUUUGUCUUUAUUUUCAUAAGCUAGUUAGGGAGGGAGGGGGGAGAACUUUCUUACAGGAUGCUUUUAAACCUCAUUUUUACAAAGUAAAGCCUGAAACAUUCAUUCAGUAUAUUGAUAAGUUAUUUUUCUUUUAAUAUUUUUUUAAUGUAUUGGUGAUUUUGAUGUCACUUGUCUGACAAUCUGGUGAGGCAGAAUGACUCUGUGCAUCCUGUUUACAUGUAUGUUCUCUGUAUACCAUAGAAGUAUUCUUGGAAAGUUUGAAAGAGGUCAAAUCAGCAUGUCUGCAUCCAUAAAAAGAAGCAUAUGUGCUCUAAUAGCUUAAAACGGGUUAUCUUCAAGAGUCAGUGUUAUGUACAGUGUGAAAAAUUUAAACUUUAUAAUAUUGAAUACACACAAAUUAGGUACCUCUGUGUAUUUGUUGUCUGAUGAUGACAGUGAAACAUACUACAACCCUGCCUCUGGCAGUCCUUAACUGCUUAAGAGCAGACAGUGUGGUCUAAUGGCUAGAGCACUGGGUUGGGAGUCAGAGGAAAUUGGGUGAAAUCCUGGCCCCAUUGAAGAGAAUGGGAGUUGUUCCAUUGACUUACACCAUGGUUUCAUUCCCCGGAUUCUGUUCCCAGCUGAGUCACUGCCAUGCUGGGCAAGUCACUUCACUGUGUGCCUCAGUUUCCCCACAUGUAAAAUGGGGAUAAUGAUACUACUUACCUCCUUUGUAAAGUGUUUUGAGAUCAACUAAUUAAAGUGCUAUAGAAGAGCUAAGUAUUAUUAAUCGUGAGAGAAAAUCCAUUGACUUCAAUGGGACUGUGGAUGCAGGAACAAUAUCACUUUUCUGAAAGCAAAUAAGGUCCUACGGGACAUGCAGAAGUUGACAUUUUCUUUCAAACUUCCUUACCUCCACUACUUGUCCAUCAUACAUAUGUAUUGGUAAAUCUGUACCUUUACAUUUUACCUGAGGAGAACACUUCGGUUUUUACAAAGGGAAAAAAAAAGUAUCUCACAGAAGUUCUGAUCUUUGCAAAGAGACACAUCAGAAGCAAGCAUGGAGUAUGGUAGUUCUGGAUACUGAUUCAUUUUCCAUUUUCAUUAAAAUAAUAAGCCUAUCAUCUGAUUGUUUUCUUUCAUAUGGCAACUUGUUUUUAUGAAUCAUGUUACAGUAAUGUGAAAACAAAGAUUCUCUCAAACCUUCUGUUGUUGAAGUAUUUUACGUGGUGGUUCCAUUAAUUAAAUGACGUUGCAAACAAGUGUCUGCCACCUUCAUUUCUGAUGGAAUUUGAACAUAGAUUCCACUUCUCUUUAUGGAGUAACAUAUUAAAAAUAACCUUCUGGAGUGUUGUUUGUUUUGUAAUUUUAAAUAUAUCAAGUUAAUGCUGCUUAGAAACAAUUGUCUUUCUUUGGAGAAUGGGGGCCUUACCCAACCUGGGACCUUUAGUGUUUUAUUUGUUUAACCAAGACAUUAUAUGAAUUUCCCAGAUAUCACUGGUACUUGCACACUUCUCUGAAGUAUUAUUGAAGAGGUUGGUUUGUAGAAGAAGAAUGUUUUACAUAUUAACAUUUAUGUGAAUAUUCUUAUAUUAUUGUACAUGUUUGGGAAAAUAUCAUACAACCUUAUAACAUUUUUUAAAGAUGUAUGUAUCUGACUUUUUCCUUUGGAAAAUAUUAUAUAUUUUUAUUUGUAUUUUUUACUUUUUUCAUCUAUAAGUGCAGUUAUUUUUGUAUUGCAAAUGGUCUCUUGUAAGUACAGUAGAGGACAUGAAAAUGCAAUGAAAAGUAAUUUGGCAAGAGUUACACUGCUUUUGGGAAAACAUUGGGUCAGUCUCAUGUAAUCAGUUCUGUUAAACUCUUUGGAGUGUCUUAUCACUGUAAAUAAUGGCAGAAAACCUGUUUUGCCCAGUAGUGUAAAUAAUUGCAAUGUUUAAAUAAUCCAUUUUAAUUUGUUGUUUCCACUUUGUGGCCUCUGGUUCAAAGGGCAUGAUUUUGGUUUUGUUUUGAAAGUUUCUCCUUGGUUUUCAGUUUUUAAUAUUGUUUUGUUUUGAGUUUUGUACUUGGGUUUUUGGUCCUAGCUUGUGAGAAGUUGAUCUUCAGAAUUAUUUUUACACUAUUUAUGACUUAUUUUCAUAAUGUAAAAAGUGUGUAAUUAUUAAAAUAUUAAUCCAACCAUU